This is a messenger RNA of Naumovozyma dairenensis CBS 421, 435 nucleotides long. It is a transcript of the gene SRP14, whose product is annotated as RNA-binding signal recognition particle subunit SRP14. Gene Ontology annotation, molecular function: 7S RNA binding; endoplasmic reticulum signal sequence receptor activity. Gene Ontology annotation, cellular component: signal recognition particle, endoplasmic reticulum targeting. Bases 1 to 435 code for a protein of 144 amino acids. The record is from RefSeq and is a predicted model, not a curated record. Gene Ontology annotation, biological process: SRP-dependent cotranslational protein targeting to membrane. The transcript has a single exon. Lineage: Eukaryota; Fungi; Ascomycota; Saccharomycetes; Saccharomycetales; Saccharomycetaceae.
AUGUCUACAAAUGAAGGAUGUCUAUCAUCAGAGACUUUUCUGGUAAAAGUUUCAGAGUUUUUCAAAAUUGCCAAUGAAAAGAAAAUAACGGUUCAUCUAACUCUUAAGAGGUUGAUUGACCGUGAUCCAGUUGAAGAGAAUCCAGAAUUAGAUAGUACUAAACAACCAUUCUUUGAUGUUUCGCAAAAAGCAACAGGUGUGGUACCUGCAGGGAAAGAAAUUUCAACUAAAGAAUAUCCACUUUUAAUAAGGAUAUCAUAUGGUUCACAUGCGAAGAAAACCAAAUGUUCUACUAUUAUAAAUUCUGAUCAAUUGGAUAAAUUUUGGCAAGAUUAUACAUCAGUUGUGAAAUCAAGUAUGAAUGGAUUAAUCAAGAAAAAGAAAAAGAAAGGGAAGUCUGCAGGUACCAAGGAUAAAAAGAAAGGGAAGAAAUGA